Molecule: messenger RNA, 2784 nt
Organism: Stylonychia lemnae
Lineage: Eukaryota; Ciliophora; Spirotrichea; Sporadotrichida; Oxytrichidae
Source: the annotation of a GenBank genome assembly
AUGGAUUAGUUUUAAAACAACCUGCAUGAAAGACGGUUUGUUGAGGCAUUAAAUAAUUUCUAAGUAAGAUCGUCCCUCGAAUUAUCAGCUAAAUCUAAAAAGAAGUAGCAAAUGAUUAAUUAGAAGCAAGAUAAAUUAAUGCAGAGUAAUGUUGAAGUAUUCGACUAAGAGAAAAUUUUUAUCCAACUAGAAAUAAAAGAAUAAGCUAAAAAUAAUCUCCUAAUCAACAAGAAAAUACCCUUAAUCAAGGAUUCAGUAUUGCAUUCAAAGUUUAAAAUUUUCAAUGCUAGUCAGAUGUUUAGAUAAUCAAGCGAGGAAUUUUUGAAGGAAGAAUAACUUAAGAAGCACCAGACUACUAGUAAGAAAAUGCAAAACACAGUAAACUUAAACACUCUAACGGAUAGCAUCUUCAAGGACUAAUUCAUGAAGAAAAUUGCUCUUCAUAAAAUGAAUCAGCAGUAGGUGAUGACUGAAACUCAGAAUAUCUCGUAAUAGAAUAUAGGUGAAGCUGAAUUAAAGAGAUAAUUGCUUGCCACCUAGCAAAACUUUGGAAGAGAUAAUUAUAAGAAAAUAAAAAGGCAGUACGUAAAGAACUACAUGAAAAAUCAAUUUACCCCAAACGAAGUAACUAUUAACAAUAUUGAAAUGGUGCAGCUGUAGAAAAAUUCAAACUUAGAAUGUAAUAUCGAUGUUUAAGGGAGAACACCAGAAAUAUUAAGGAUUUAAAAUCCUAGGAAAGCAUACAUGCAAUAAACAAUGAGUAGGUUAAGGCCAAACGGUACUCCAUUUUAAGGACGUAAGCAGUCAUUACCGUUUUUAGAGAUUAACUAGACACCAAUUAUUGAUAAAAAAAUAAAUCUGAUUGGAACGGAUGGAUCAAAGAAUCGCUUGGAAUCUGAGAAAAAAAUUGAUUUAUUAAAGGCUCAGAAUUCCUCUUUUGGAUCUCGAAAUGUUAUUCUAGAAAACUAGAAUGUUAAGAGUGAUUACAAGCAUAAUAACGAUGCAGCAAAAAGAAAGUUCUUUAUAAUGGACAUCUAGCAAUACUCAGAAGAGCCUGCUAAAUUUAAAAGGAAGCUGAGAAAGAAUAUGAAUAAUGCUCCUCAAAUUCAUCAUAAAAUUACCUAGUUAAAUCAAUUCAUGAUAUAGUAAAGACAAUCCUAGUAAAAACUGAAAGAUUCUUAAUGUAGAAGUCACUUGAUUUAAUGGACCUGUGAAUGGUUGAGACCCCUUAUAAUAUCAGAUCUUAGAAUAACUAAAUCUACAAUCAAACUUAAAAGUAGUGCAACUCACUUAACUCCAUUUAGCUAACUCUAAAGAUUCAAAGAAAUAGCUCUGCUUGAAUUAAAAGAAUACGAUUAAAUACCUCACAAAUCUAAGUAAGAACUGUUAAUAUCAGAAGCAGAGACUAAAGAGAAUACUAACACUAAAAAUGAAGAUGUAGAACAACUUCAGUCGAAGGAAGAAUAGUUAGCUGAAUUUCCACAACUUCUCAAUGAUAAUGAUACAUUAUCUCCUGGAAUUAAAGUUGUGACGAAGAUAAAAGCGAAACCAAAAAGUAUAAAAAUUACUGAUUAACAACAUGAAAAAGUAUUGGUUGUAAAAUUAGAGGGAGUACUGAUACAUAUGACUUCCACUUUAUUAUUGAUUAGAGACGGUAUUAAAGAGGGUUUACAAUUAAUUAGAGAGAAAACUAAAGGAUUUAUUUAGAUUGUCUUAGUUACCUAUCUUAAAAGAUCAACAUUAAAAAAGUAUAUAUUCCCAAUUCUAUUUGAUAAACUCGGAAUUUAAAAUGAAAAGCUUAUAGAUCUAAUUCUUAUUCUUAAACCAGGAUUUGAAAACAAGGAAGUUUAAGAGUUCUUAGACUAUGCAACGUAAAUUUUAAUUGUCAGUCCUGCAUAAAUUGACGAAUAAACUAUAAAGGAUGUAUCUAAAUCUAAAGAUAUUUAAGGGCUUAGAUAAGAACUAGACUAGUGUAUUAUGAUAUUUUAAAACUUAUGUUGUGAAACUUUCUCACUAUUAUGCAGCAAUAUGAUUUUUGAUAGUUAAAACAGCAGCUAUACCUUCAAGAAUCUAAGCAAAUCUAUAGUUAGUUUUUUAUAAGUAGGAAAAUCACAGCUUACUACACAAUCAUCCUCAAAUGAAUAGAACCUCUCUUCUUGUGGUAGAAAAAAUAAUAGGCAAACAACAGCUAGUUCAAACGGCUUGUUUAUGAUGACUGUAACAUCAAUCUCUCCAAAAAAUAAAGAAAAACUGAAUUUCAAGUAUUUUUAGGAGAAAACAUAGAUCACUGACUUAUCAUUUAAGCAAGAGUAACACUGUUUUAUGAAAUCCUAUAAAUUUAUCAAAGAUCAUUAAAUAUUCUCUCUAUUUGCCUUUGAUUAUGAAAAUCUCAAAUCAAUACAAAAUAAUCAGCCAAAAUAAUUUUUGAAAUAUCAAAGUUUGGCCCCUGGAUUAAAAUCAUCAAGAAGAAAAAGCUUAAAUAAUAAAGUACCCAUUAUCACCUAAAAUUUGGCUCUUCAAUAGAAAUUUUAAAACCUUUAUAAAGAAAUGAAGUUAAGAAACGAAGAAUUUAUAGAGAAAGGUAUCAUUAAAUAUUAGAAAGAGUAUAAGGAUCGCCAAUAGCUUAGGUUAUAAAAUAGGCAAGAAUAUAUUAGUGCUUAGAAAUAGUACCAAACUUAAAAAGCUGAUAAUUAGACAUUUAGAGUAAUGCUUUUGGAUUCUUAUCUAUUUGAAAAAUAGCCCCUUAUUAAAAUACCUAUAAAGAGCAAAUGGUAACUACUAUGA